Humulus lupulus (European hop) is the source of this 2976-nucleotide messenger RNA. RefSeq names its product AT-rich interactive domain-containing protein 1. The transcript has 3 exons. Lineage: Eukaryota; Viridiplantae; Streptophyta; Magnoliopsida; Rosales; Cannabaceae. Gene Ontology annotation, molecular function: DNA binding. The record is from RefSeq and is a predicted model, not a curated record. The coding region runs from base 118 to 2166 and encodes 682 amino acids.
CUCAUAUCUCUCUCCAUUUUAACAAAAAUAUAUAUUUUUUUUCGAAAACCCCCUCAUCUUCUGCAGUCUUCGCCUGAAAGAGGGCAUAUAAGAAAAAAGAGAAAGUGAGUGGUGAAAAUGGAAUAUACUGGAAAACAUAGGGAGAACAAUGGAAGAAGGCCAAAGGUCGUAAGGCGGUCACCAGAGGGUCAUCAAAAACCCCACUUGUGUCCUCAUCCUCUCUCUAUUCCUAGUUCUACUACUGGGUGGUCGAUUUUAGCUGAUGGGUCUGCUUUAGAUCAUUCCAAGAGUCCACAGAAGCUUGAGUUGGUGGUCGAUCUCGAACCGGAUUCGAAGGGGUCUAGUUUGGCAGUCGAACCCAAUAAACAACAGCGUAAGAGCUGUGAAAAAGGCUUAAUAUCUGAUAAGCUUCGAAGCUAUUUUUACCAUUUUCAUGGCCUUCUUCUGAAGGAGAUCUGUGACCAGGAAACUGUUCGGCCUAUUCCUCCAAUUCUAGGAGAAGGGAAAUGUGCUGAUUUGUUUGAGCUUUUUUUGGCUGUGAGGGAGAAAGGUGGCUGCAAUGCCGUCUCGAAGAAUGGGUUGUGGGGUUCGGUGGCUGAAGAGUCUGGGCUCGGUUUGAAAUUCGCGGCGGCUGUGAAAUUAAUCUAUAUCAAGUACUUGGAUACUUUCGAGAGGUGGUUAGAUAGAAUAGUAGUUGGCAGUUCGGAAUUUGAACUCAGUCAUACUAGUGUCUCCGAUGUGGGUAGAUUUCUGAUGGAGUUACAGACUGAUUUUAAGGACUUUUUACCUUCGGAUCAAAAUGCGGUUGUGUCUUAUGAUCUCUUUUUCGGUGAUACUCCGAUGAAGAGUGAAAAAUCUAUUGUAGGCGAUGUCAAAGAGACUGUAGUGGUUGUUGAGUCAGAUGAUAAUACAGAUGACGAUGAGAUGACGGUUUUAGAUCCUGCUACAGUAGACAGGGAGAAAUUUUCACUCACGAGAAAGCGAAAGGAACCGGAGGAAGGUGACGAUGGAAUAUUGGGGGAUGAAGAAGAUGAUGAGAAAAAGAGCAGGGUGCUGGAUUCUGGGCCGGCGGUUGAGGAAGUGAACGGUGAUGUUGAUGAGGUGAGUCGGGAGUCUUUGAGGGGAAUUUUGGGUUGGAUCUCAAGGAUUGCUAAAGAUCCUGGUGACCCUGUUUUUGGUUCAUUGCCAGAACCGCCGAAAUGGAAGUCUCAUGACAAUGGGGAAAUAUGGAAGCAGGUCUUGUUGGCUCGAGAGGCCAUUUUUCUGAAGAGAAACGUUGAUUUGGGUCCUGAACAGUCUAAUUGGCAGAAAACUCAAAGGAUGCAUCCAAGCAUGUAUGGUGAUCAACUAGGAUCAUCCUACAAUCUCAGAGAGAGGCUAAGAUGCCGCAAGAAGCUUCUUAAUGGGAAAUCGGCAUCACAAGGACAAGCCUAUUCAGAUUCAUCCUCUCCCAUGAGUGAUUUGGACAGAAGUCCAGGACAUGGCAUGCCAAGAUCUGAAGAUCAUAUUGGAACAGGUGAUUCAUCUAUGGAAUCUUCAAUUAUAGAUAGGUAUAGUCCAAGCCGUAUUCCCACAGGACCUGCUUUUCAAGCUCAAGUACCGGCUUGGAUUGGUAAGACUUGUGAAAGUGAUUCUAAGUGGUUGGGGUCCAAGGUUUGGCCACUGAAUCAAUCGGAGCAAAGGUUUCUUGUUGAAAGGGAUCCUAUUGGAAAGGGAAGGCAAGAAAAUUGUGGAUGUCAAGUGCCGGGUUCUACUGAAUGUGUCAAAUUUCAUAUUGCUGAGAAAAAAAUGAGAGUGAAACGUGAAUUGGGCUCGGCUUUUUACCUGUGGAGAUUCCCUAUGAUGGGAGAGGAAGUUACUAUGUUUUGGACAGAGGCUGAAGAAAAGAAGUUUAAGAAUAUAGUGAGCUCAAAUCCUCCCUCUCUUGAGAAGUGUUUCUGGGAUGAAAUUUACAAGUACUUUCCACGUAGGAAGAAGGCAGAUUUAGUGAGCUACUACUACAAUGUUUUUCUUUUGCGUCGUAGAGCACUUCAGAACAGGUUUACUCCAAGUAACAUUGACAGUGAUGAUGAAGAAUCAGAACCUGCUUUAGAGACCAAAGGUUUUGGGCAGGAAACACCAAAGCCAUCAAUCCUGUUAACCCCAAUCAAACACCAUAAAAAGUAACAAUAGCUUCUAGUCAAUACCCCAGCAACCACACCCUUUUGAGACCUGUAAAGCUUCUGUAUUUUUUCCUUUGUGAUUUUGAAUGGCAAUUUUGGAUAUCAACAGAUCAUUUUUCACCUUGCACAAGACAAAAGUAGCCAUCACUCACUCACCCCCGCCUUAAAUGUCGGAAAGAAACGCAUCCAACUGUGAAGAUUUUAAGCUGAAAGCUUAUUUGGUGUCUGGUUUCAAAUUUUGAGAUAUUCUUCCUGUCUAUUCUUGGUCUUGAUCGCUAAUUCAAGUAUAGAUACUUUUCAAUUUGCUCCCUUUUUUUAUUUCUUUUUGGUUCUAGAGAUUAGAGAGCGAAAAGACUGAAUGGAAAGAUAAGCUUAGAAAUGCGGGAAAAGCAGUUGGAAGUGGAUGGGUCAGAAUACAUUACUGUUCUGAAAUGCAUAUCGUAGAUUUGUGGUCAAGGGAAUUAGAAUUGGUUUUUGAAUAUGGUAUAGAAUUGUUUUUCCGUCAUUUUCACUUUGGUCUCCGUUUUCCAAAAAAAUUGGUACUUUUUUUCUUUUUAAUUUUUAAAUUUGGGGUUUAGCAUCAUAUAGUUAAUUUUUGCUUGUGUUUUAGGACAGUACUACGAAGACAAAGAAGUGUUUUGUGUUAUAGGGUGUUUGGGGUGAAAAUAUUAAAUCUUUACAAAACACUUAUCACUGAAUUAUUGUGCUGUCAAGAUAUUGAAGCAGUACGAUAAUGCUUCUAACUCGAAUACAAUAGUGUAUUUUCCAAUUUCCAUUCAAAUAUUAAAAUUAACGUUUGAUACAUAUAUUUUUA